Messenger RNA from Aspergillus costaricaensis CBS 115574, 1053 nucleotides. Its product is annotated as elongation of very long chain fatty acids protein. Gene Ontology annotation, biological process: fatty acid elongation, saturated fatty acid; very long-chain fatty acid biosynthetic process; sphingolipid biosynthetic process. Gene Ontology annotation, cellular component: endoplasmic reticulum membrane. Gene Ontology annotation, molecular function: fatty acid elongase activity. The record is from RefSeq and is a predicted model, not a curated record. NCBI's taxonomy places the organism in Eukaryota, Fungi, Ascomycota, Eurotiomycetes, Eurotiales, Aspergillaceae. The transcript has 2 exons. The coding region runs from base 1 to 1053 and encodes 350 amino acids.
AUGAACAACUCUCUAUCUCUGCACUUUUCUCUACCACCAGUUAAUCUUAUCCAAUUCCUAUCCAUCCAUCACACCCCAAUUUUCCGUCCAGCAGAUGCAAAAAGAUCCUGGAGUAGGCCGCUCAACAUAUCUGCCGAGGUGUAUAACUAUCCUCUACAUAUCGCAUUCCCAACCAUCUUUGCGAGCUCGUAUGUCCUGAUCAUCAUUUACCUCAACUCCAUCAAUCGCAAAAGACGCCACAAGCCAUGGCGACUGAGCCAGACACGCUUCUUUCACUACCUUGUUCUUUUCCAUAACAUCGGUCUUUCGGUAUUCUCUGCAUGGGUAUCUUGCGGAUUGCUCUCAACAGUCUACACACACCUACCGUCCAUAAAGCAAGAAUCAUAUUCUGUGCAUGUGGCCGCGACAUUAUGUCACAUUGAAGGAAGGCCCACUCUUCAUACCAGCGUGCCAAACGUCACUGCCGCUGUAUGGGAUACUGAGAAUGGUGAUGGCUUAUGGCAGAAAGGCGUGGGAUAUUUCUGCUGGGCCAUGUACAUGUCCAAAUUUUACGAGGUAACGGACACGAUGAUUCUGAUCCUAAAGGGGAAAGAAAGCACCUUCUUACAAACAUACCACCAUUCCGGAGUCAUGGUCGGUUCAUGGGCGCUCAUGCGUUCGACGUCACCUCACUGCUUGGUGGCUGCACUGCUGAAUAGCGGUGUUCAUGCAUUAAUGUACCUAUACUAUGCUCUCCGGACAAUGAAAAUAGCAAUCCCCAUCCGCCUGAAGCGGACAUUGACGGCUGUACAGAUUGCCCAGUUUACCAUUGGGUAUACCCUGGGUUUGAGCUAUCUGUUCGUUUCGUAUGAUGCACCGCAUGCGCGCAUCUCAGUUGGCGGGGAUGAUGAUCUCCGCGCUGAUAUGCAGCACACUGUGCUCCCCUGUCUCCAUAAACCAGAUCAUUUGGGCGCGCUGCUGUUGGGGGGCUUGUAUCUUGGGCCUCUGAUCUAUAUGUUUGUUCGGCUAUUUAUCCGUUCGUAUUUGUCUGCUGGGAAGGGGAAGAUGGAAUGA